AUUUUGCUAGUUUGUGAGGUUUUUAGUUUUGUUGAAAAUAAAACGUUUAUAUCUAACUGACUUUGUAACAUAUUCAGUACCUUCCUGUUUAAUUUAGGAAACCAAUUAACGAAAUUCCUUGUCAGACGACAAAUAUAUAAAUUCGGGAUGCUGCGACCUAUUUCUACUAUCGGUCGCCGAAUAACUUGCGACAAAAAAUGCAAAGAAUUAAUUAGGAACAAAGUAGUUUAUCCUAGUUCUCUCCUGAAACCUGCAGAAAAACUUAAAUUAUACAAUAGAGAAAACAAAGACUUGUUUGGACCUUUACUAGAAACGAGCAAGCAAAAGAAACAGCGAUCGCAAAAAUCAGCUAAAAAUAGAAUUUCACAUCAAAACAACGACGCGACAUCGUCUAACGAAAAUACGUCUAACUUAAAAAGUGGCAAAGAAAAUGUGGUUUUGACUGAUUACUUUAAUUGUAAUCCAUUUCUCCCAGUGGCAUUAUUAAAAAGAAAAAUGUGGCAGAAUAGUAGAAAUUUAGUGAGCUUAGUUGGGGUUAUGAUUAAUAAUACAACCUGUAGGGGGUUGAAGACAUUCACUCCGUGCAAUGCCGCUCGAAGUUCCCCUGCUGAGCCGGGAUAUGCUAGUGAAGAUAGAAUCCUUCAAAUUAAACCACAUCAAAAUGAUUUCACCAAGCAAUACCCAUCUGUCACUCUGAUAUUGAAUAAAACUAUGACUGAGGAUUCCAAAAAUGCUUUAGAAAAAUGGAAGCAAGAAAGAAUAGCUGAAAUGGGAUUAGAAGAAUUUAAUAAAUUUUAUGAAGCACAAAUGGCAGUCGGCACCAAAUUUCACACUACAUUGAAGAAUUACUUCACACAACCCCAAACUCAAUUACGCAUUGAUAAAGAAGUAGAAGGAGUAUGGGUGUCAGUUGCUGAUGUGCUCAAAAGUAUUUCUUCUCCCAAGGCAAUAGAGUCCAAUGUUGUACAUCCUGUCCUGAAAUACAGAGGCAUAUUUGACGCCAUUGCAGAUUAUGAAGAUAAACCGACUUUAAUCGAGUGGAAAAAAUCGGAUAAACCUCGCAAAUCGAUAUCGUUAACUUACGAUAACCCUGUGCAAUUGGCAGCAUACUUCGGUGCAGUAUGCAAUGAUUUGAACUAUAAACAUUUGAACGUUCGAGACGCAUUGCUUGUUAUCGCGUACACUGACGGAUCUAAGGCUGAUGCUUACCACCUAUCGACUGAUAAAUUGCGAGAACAUUGGGCUCAAUGGUUAAUUAGGUUGGAGCAAUUCAUAAAGACGCAUGGUGAUGAUCCUGAGAAAAUACUUAAAGGUGGAAAGCGAUUGUUCGAGGAAGACAUAGGGAAUCUCCAAUAAGAUGUGGUAAGUUGUUGAGUGAUGUUUGAAGGCGGAGGUGCCUACCACUUAAUUGCUUAUUUUCAUGGGUCAAUUGCUUUAACGAGCGGGCUUUAACUGUACAAUGUAAAUUAGUUAUAUAGCCAAAGCGAAAGAUCAGUAAAUUUUUAGAAUCAAUUUUUUUUUUGUUUUACCUAUGAAUGCACGGCUGCACGUCAGGUUACCACAAUAUGUCAAAUUUCUGCAAUGGAUUUUGACCUCUACAGUCAAUGUAUUAUGUUUUAAAAUCGAUUGGGAAAAAUUGACAGAUUUGUAUGUUGUUGACUGUACUACAAUCUGACUAAAGUAUAAAACAUGAAAUGUUUCGCUCUAACGC
Diatraea saccharalis (sugarcane borer) is the source of this 1711-nucleotide messenger RNA. NCBI's taxonomy places the organism in Eukaryota, Metazoa, Arthropoda, Insecta, Lepidoptera, Crambidae. The record is from the annotation of a GenBank genome assembly.